CGAAAGAGAAAUUGGCUGUAUGCACUGCUAGGGUUCUUUCAGCGCAUCCAGACUGAAUGCUAUACGCAAGAUUUGGAAGAUGCGAUCAGAAUCCACAUCCUGAGGACGACGCAAUCAAACUGCGGCAUGACCUGUGAAGAAGCUAGGAUGGUCGCCGAUGUAGUGCUCAUGUCAUCAUCUUCUAGUACGUCGUCAUGCUUCUUGAGUAUGAAUAGUAUACCUAGCGCUUUCGAUACACCUUCAGUAGAACCAUCUUCGUUGUUGGCAGCAGAAGACUUAGGUCCCUCCUGCAACAGCUCUAGUUCCAAACAACAGCGUUUGUCGCCUGGAACUGGUACCACAACCGCAGAUGAAGAAGACAGUAGACCUCAUCAGUCGACGAGAAACAACAAGCACGAUAGCAGGACAAUACUAAAGGG
Amoebophrya sp. A25 is the source of this 419-nucleotide messenger RNA. Lineage: Eukaryota; Dinophyceae; Syndiniales; Amoebophryaceae. The record is from the annotation of a GenBank genome assembly.